UAUAAGUAUUUGGACAUUUGAUGUGGUUACAUCUGUAAAAAUAUAACAUGGCGCAGUCCGAAAAUUAACGUAACUAUUUGCAAAAAUAUAAGUUUUGGAAAUUUUAAGAAAAGUGAGGUUGAGAACCGCAGCGCAGCUCAACACGUGCAGAAUGGAGGGAUUCAAUUUUAAUACCCCCAAAAGAUUGGAUUUCAGUAACAAUAUCAGUAGCAACUGGAAGAAAUUUAAGCAAAAUUUUAAUAUUUAUAUGACGGCAACAGGUCACCAUGAAAAGGAUUCGACCGUAAAAGUGGCGAUAUUUCUAAAUUUAAUCGGCGAAGACGGUGUCGAGUUAUUUAAUACGUUUGAUAUCAGCGAAGAAAAUAAGAAGAAUUUCGAGUAUGUUGUUGAUUGUUUUGAAAAGUAUUGCAAUCCCAAGAAAAACGUAGUGUACGAGAGGUUCGUGUUCCACAAACGUAACCAGCAAGAAGGGGAAACAUUUGAACAAUUUUAUACUGACCUCAAGAAGUUAAGUCAGACAUGCGACUUCAAUUGUCUGGCAGAUGAAAUGCUACGAGACCGAAUAGUUUUAGGAAUAAAAGAUGUGUCGUUACAAGAGAGAUUACUGCGAGUUGAAGAUCUUGAUUUAAACAAAGUGGUAGAUUAUUGUAGGGCAGCGGAAAUAUCCAAAGCGCAAGUAAAAACUCUGCAACACAUUAAUGUUGUCGAUGGAGUAAAGAAACAGUCAUCAAAAUGUGUUAAUGUUUCCAAUAACAACGCUAGUAGCAGCGUUGGCAAAAAUGUAGGUAAAGUAGAAAACAAAAAAUUCAAAUGCCGUAGGUGCCAGACUGUACAUUUUCCAAGAGAGUGCCCUGCAUACGGGAAGCCGUGCAGACGAUGCGGACGACUAAACCAUUUUGCAGUUUCGUGCAGAGUCAAAGCAGUUCGAGAAGUCAUCGCAGACGACAUCGAGGAAAGUGAAUUUGGUGUUAACUCUCUGGAGAUACGAAAUACCGAUGCCGUAACCAAGUCGUGGCGUGAGCAAAUUUUAGUGGAAGGUAAACCAAUCGAUUUCAAAUUAGAUACAGGUGCCGAGGUAGGUACAAGAGACACAGCAAUAUAA
Molecule: messenger RNA, 1102 nt
Organism: Photinus pyralis (common eastern firefly)
Lineage: Eukaryota; Metazoa; Arthropoda; Insecta; Coleoptera; Lampyridae
Exons: 2
Coding region: 152-1102 (316 amino acids)
Source: RefSeq, a predicted model, not a curated record